Messenger RNA from Cucurbita pepo subsp. pepo (vegetable marrow), 1184 nucleotides. NCBI's taxonomy places the organism in Eukaryota, Viridiplantae, Streptophyta, Magnoliopsida, Cucurbitales, Cucurbitaceae. The record is from RefSeq and is a predicted model, not a curated record.
UAUUUUAAAGAAGCAACGGAAAUGAUUAUUUUCGCGGAUUUUCAAUCUUCUUUCUCAUUGUUCGUUAUUAAUUAGUUUUAUUGUUCCAUUUCAUUUCGGUUUUAGUAUUGUUUUGUUAGUUGUAUUCUUGGUAUGCCUAUAUAAAGGUUACGGUACUUUAAUCACUCAUCGAUGAGAAAAUUUCUUUUGGAAUCAUUUCUCUCUGUAUAUUCUGUUUCUUGCUGCGAAUCUCAGGUGGAAAGUAGAGAUCUCUUGAUGGAGGUGCCACCAAAUGAAGAUUCAGAGCACCCAGUCAAUUCUUCCAUUGAUACCGUUCAUCCGCAACAGGAUAAUGUGCUCCCUGAUACUGUAAAUGACGGAGUCAUGGAGCAGAAGCAGGUAAUCAAUGAGGAAGAAAUAAGAGGUACAAUCGAAGCAAUUGCAUCCACGGGGAAAUUCUGGCAUGAUUGGGAGAAAUUGAAGAGCAUGCUAUCCUUUCAGCUGAAGCAGGUGCUGUCCGAGUAUCCUGAAGCGAAAGCGUCCGGUGAACAAAGUACUUUAGGGGAACCCUUCCCGGAGCUGGUAAAGCGGCUCGAUGAAGCACUUCUUAGCUUCAUUGAAGGUCCUCCAUUUACCCUUCAAAGGAUUUGUGAGAUCCUAUUGGAUGCACGGGGCGUCUAUCCCAAACUCUCAAAGCUUGUGCUAGCUCUGGAAAAGAAUCUUUUGGUGACAUCCACACUCGCCAUCAGUCCUGCCCCGUGUCUACCGUCAUCCGACGCAAAGCCAAAUGAGUCGGAGGAGGCAGAGAAAGGUGUGGAAGAACAAAAGCAUUCAGCAGAUGUAGUAGAAAAUGGAGACAGGGAUGAGGUAAUGACGGAGGUUGAAGAGGCCGACAUGAAUGAUGAUAUGACAAUAGACAUAGCCCUUGAAGAAAUAGUUGGAUCAUCUGAGACAACAAAUUCGGCUGCAAACAGUAAAUCUUAGCCUUCCUCAGUUCUGCUAAUCUCUUCUACGUCGAGGGAGCGCGACACGGCCGAUAAUCCAUAGUUCUUUGACAUGUCAAUUUGUUCAAUCCAAUAUAAUUCGGCUCGGAUGUUGCUUGGAUGUUUUCUUGAUUGGAUAUUUGAGUGAUCUCACUAUGUUCUUGGCUUCUUAACUUUUGAUAUAGCAUAGUCCAUCGGCCAUUGAAAAUGUGGUUUGUUCCC